Molecule: messenger RNA, 1270 nt
Organism: Grammomys surdaster
Lineage: Eukaryota; Metazoa; Chordata; Mammalia; Rodentia; Muridae
Gene: Fam89a
Product: family with sequence similarity 89 member A
Exons: 2
Coding region: 1-531 (176 amino acids)
Source: RefSeq, a predicted model, not a curated record
AUGAGCGGAGCCGGGUCGGCGGGUAUGGCCCGGGGGUUGCGCGUGGACGGGCUGCCACCGCUACCCAAAAGUCUGAGCGGGCUGCUGCACUCGGCGGCGGGCGGCGCGGCGGGCGGCUGGCGGCACCUGGAGCGGCUGUACGCGCAGAAGUCGCGCAUCCAGAACGAGCUGAACCGAGGGGGCGCGGGCGGCGGCGGGACGCGGGCGGCGGGGAUGCGGACCAAGCCCCCCAACCUGGACGCCGCGCUGGCGCUGUUGCGCAAGGAGAUGGUCGGCCUCCGACAGCUGGACAUGUCCUUGCUCUGCCAACUGUACAGCCUCUACGAGUCCAUUCAGGAGUACAAGGGGGCGUGCCAGGCAGCCUCCAGCCUGGAUUGCACCUAUGCACUGGAGAAUGGCUUCUUUGAUGAGGAGGAGGACUUCCAGGAGCAGGGCUCUCUCCAAGACGGGCAGCACCGAGGCUCUCCUAAGGACCCGUCAUUACCCCUUACCCACCUCUCCAGCAGUGACUGGAUUCUGGAGUCCAUCUAGUGACUCUGGAGGGGUCUAACACAGACUGGCAGCAUCUGUUUCUCUUCUUCCAAGAAAGUACUUCAGCCUCUUCAUGGUGGACAGUCUGAGGACAAAUGGUGACACGCACCACUUGUUUAACUUGUGGGUAUGGAGUUCACUGACAUGGGGGACGGCCUGCUUAGUUGGCUGCAGGGUCUUAUGGGUGACCUAGAGGCAUGUUAGAAUAUCCUGGACACUGUGAGUAGCACCUGCUGGAAGCUCUGACAGAAGGGUUCUGUGUGGAAAGCCUUCACGGCGUUUGGGUGAGGUUGCUCUCAGCAGGCGUCUUUGUAGGUGGCAGGUGUGUUGCACCCUCUUUGGGUGAGGAAUGCCACUCUGGCGUGUGGAAUAUGAAGAGCAGCAUUUGCCUGCCUGGAACCCGCAGGGCAGUCUGCAUCUCUUCUUGCUGUUACUUAGCUGUUAGUCCUCUUGGCUCAUUUAUUUGAAAGCUGCAUCACUGAUUUUCCAGGGGACUUCCUGAGAGUUUUCUAGAAGGAGGAAAUAUUCUGACACGCUGGUCAACUGCUUUUCUGCAACUACCGAAAUUGACACCAGGUAUAGGUGGAGAGGAAAAAAAAUACAUGAAUAUACAUUGAAUGUAGGGGAAACAAAUCCUGGGACAAACUAGUAUUAAGCAGUACUUACCCAAAGCCUUAAUGUAUUUAUUAAAACACUUUAUGAGAACUUCACCCUCUGUGGGUUAAACGUGUAAAAUGCU